Messenger RNA from Entelurus aequoreus (snake pipefish), 4312 nucleotides. Its product is annotated as Kv channel-interacting protein 1. Gene Ontology annotation, molecular function: transmembrane transporter binding; potassium channel regulator activity; calcium ion binding. Gene Ontology annotation, cellular component: voltage-gated potassium channel complex. The transcript is spliced from 9 exons. Lineage: Eukaryota; Metazoa; Chordata; Actinopteri; Syngnathiformes; Syngnathidae. Bases 304 to 981 code for a protein of 225 amino acids. Gene Ontology annotation, biological process: regulation of potassium ion transmembrane transport. The record is from RefSeq and is a predicted model, not a curated record.
GCGGAUGGUCGUCUAUUAAUCCCGCACUGCAGCUACUCCUUUAAAAACCGCAGCGUCUUCACUCCUGGACCUCCUAUGAAAGCCAGCUGGACCCCCGCAGGUCUCUCAUUAGAGUCACCGGAGAGCCUCCCCUCCAAGAUGAACACACACUCCACAACAGCCAUGUCUAAAGGAGCUCCUCUGCAUCCUUCAAUCUCCACUUGAAGUUGCAUUGAUUUCCAACUGGGAGUACUUUUACUACUACCACUGUACUACUACUACUACUACUUAUUCUGCAUCCGGUUCUGCUCCGGUUCUGCCAGGAUGGCUGGCUGUGCCAAGCGCUGCAAACGAGCCGUCGUCAAGUUUGUCGUGUCCGUGCACAAACUGCUCACUGGCACCCUCAUAAAAGACAAAGCUGACGAUGACCUGGAGAUGACCAUGGUGUGCCAUCGACCGGAGGGCCUUCACCAGCUGGAGGCUCUGACCAACUUUAGUAAACAAGAACUCCAAGUGCUCUACAGGGGCUUCAAGAACGAGUGUCCAAGUGGAAUCGUCAGCGAAGAAACCUUCAAGCAGAUCUACUCCCAGUUCUUUCCUCACGGAGACGCCAGCGCCUACGCACAUUACUUGUUUAACGCCUUCGACUCGGCGCAGACAGGAUCCAUAAAGUUUGAGGACUUUGUGACGGCUCUGUCCAUCCUGCUGAGAGGGUCCAUCACAGAGAAGCUCCAGUGGACCUUUAACCUCUACGACAUCAACCGAGACGGGUACAUCAAUAAAGAGGAGAUGACAGACAUCGUCCGGGCCAUUUAUGACAUGAUGGGGAAGUACACUUACCCCGUCUUGAGAACGGACGCACACAAGCAGCAUGUUGAUGCUUUCUUUCAGAAAAUGGACAAAAACAGAGACGGCGUGGUCACCCUGGAUGAAUUCAUCCUCUCUUGUCAAGAGGAUGACAACAUCAUGCGGUCCCUCCAACUCUUCGAAAAUGUCAUCUAGACAACAACCCGCCGGAGGAAAAGACAACAAAGACGUGACUUGGCUGGAAACUUUCCCGGGGGGGUAUUUAGGCUAAAAGAGGGCGAGAGCAAAGCUGCGUCCUAAACGCCUCUCUGGGACCUCCCCUCCGUGUUCAGUGUGUAAAUAUAUACUUUUACUUUGGUAACAUUGUGACAAAACACGAGCAAUAUCCCGUAACGCAUGCAAGAGGAAAGGUCCGCUUGGAAUACGUGCGCCGUGACGCAGGCAGCAAUAUACCCAGGGGGUUAAAGGUCACCCUGCAAUGUUGUCAAAAAGUGUUCCACCGCUGUCAAUGUCGUGACAAAUGUUGGAUAUUUAAAUAGUUAUUUGUCGCUUCUUUUUUCCCUUCUCUGUGUCUUUGUACUUGGAAUUAAUGUAGCUGCAUUUACUGUUUGUUGAUGUUUGGGGGACUGACACGUUUAUGUCGUGCAUGUGUGUGUCCCAUAAUGUGAACUUUCUGUUGGACUGACUAUGAAAAAAAACAACAACAAAAAAACGUCACGUGACCAUGCACGUCUUCUCACGCUAGAGCAGACCUGGGCUAAUUAAGCUUUUCAAUCUGGCCCGCCGGACAUUCCCUAAUCAUUUUUUUUUAGAUCUUUAAGAUGGAACCUGUAGCCGCCAUAAUGAAGUGUAUUUCUGGUAUUGUCACCCCCUCCCGGGCAGGAGGGCAACACGGCAGUGCAGCUGGAUCAAAAGAGACUGUCAGGUUCAAACACAGAACUAUCUAUUAAACGAGACAAGAAGCAAGGAAUCAGGCAGACUCAGAGUUAAAUUUUGCUCAUGAGGAGUACGCAUGGAGCUGCACACUCAGUCACAGCCUCACCCUACGCUCUAAGGCAUACUUGCCAACCCACCCGAAUUUUCCGGGAGGCUCCCAAAUUUCAGUGCCUCUCUCGAAAAUCUCACGGGACAACAAUUCUCCCGAAUUUCUCCCGAUUUCCAGCCGGACUUAAGGCACGCCCCCUCCAGGUCCGUGCGGACCUGAGUGAGGACAGCCUGUCGUCACAUCCGCUUGGCCAACCAAGUACGCACAAUACGUGACUGAAUGUGCUGGGGGCCUUGUGAUUGCCUUGCCUCUGCUUUGUCUACCUUAUCUUCCUUGAGGUACUUGAAGUCCUCGGCUAAGACAAAGAUAGCAUCCGCGGCGAGGCCACCCCUCAUAUGCCGUGAAAGAUUACGAGUUGUGUGCCUUUGCACAGAUAGAAAAGUACAACUUGAGCAUAAUAGAUAACUAUUGCAACGGCCUUUAAGCAUAAGAGUUGUGUGAUAACUUAUACAUAAUUAUUCUAACAGAGACGUCGGAGACGCUUUGCUGAACAAAAAGUGGCUUCUUUUUUUUUUUUUUUACCAGCGAGUGUCAUUAAACAGGUCUGCAGUACCCGGAGGAACUCCGGUCAAAAAAUGGAAAACUCCUAUCUGGAGAAGCCAAACCAUCAGUUUUGUUAUUACUCUUUUCUGUCUCUGGGUGUGUGUGCUAAGUCAGGAGAGCGCAUCCUGACCAUAAAAGGAGAUGUUCGGGUGUAAGUGUCUGGAAAACAACUGCUUAAUAAGGCCCAAGCUGUUUGUUUACAUGCUUUUUUAUUUCUCUUUGCUAUUUGGGCUUAUUGGACCCUAAUUAGAAUAAAAACUAAGAAUCAUCUUUUGAUAGGAUGUACUUAAGUCCAUAAGUACACAAACUUCAUGUUUAGUGACAUGCUAAUUCUUAUUUUUACACUUUUUUUUUCAAAUUCCAUUGUGUAUGUUAUACUCUUCUGACACCACCAGAUGGCAGUGUAAGUGUCCACAUAAGCGGCCAUUUCAGUAGUGUACACAAUUUUGGAAAUAAGAGCUAAAAGGUGCUGUCCACGCACGUGGCCAACAAAGCCUUUAGAAGUCAUAACUCAAAUGUUGGCGUUGAGCUAGACAGGUAGUCUUUUCUCAAGGAUAGGGUUAUCACUUUGGCAUUCCGGAGUCCCAAUCAGAGCCUCUUUUCCAACGAGAAGUGACCCAAAUCCACCUGGGAAUAUCAAACUAAGGGGUCUUAUCUAUCUAUGUGCUCAAACUGAAGUACCACUAUUUAAUUCAACUUGGUGGUUUGCUUUCUCCAAGAUGAAUAUAAACAUUUACCAUUUGUGGAACAUAAUAUGAGUUAAUUAAUUCACUUCAAUGUGCAGAGAUGUUUUCUAAUGAUCGUAAGUCUUCAACCAUUUCAAUGGUUGGAAUCUGCACUUUUGCAUGAUGUACUAGUUACCAUGGUAAUCUAAUGAGUUACUAUGGUAAUGUAAGUCACCGCAGCUCGGACGAGGCACCAAGCAGUGUGGGUGGGGAGUGUUUCCACAGAGUGUUUCCAGAGCCUGAAAUGCGGGUGUCAGGGACAGACGCGGAAGGAGAUUUUUACAACAAAGUUCUAAAGUUUAGUCAUUAGAUAUAUCAGAUAGUAAGUGGUUUUGUUUACCUUUUGCGUUCAUAUUUUGCUGUGUUUGUUGCAUUUUUGUUGCGUUUGGCUUGAUUGUAAAAUAUGUGGAUGGAGAGGGGGGGGGGGGGGUGACAUUCAUUUGUUGUCAAUAUUCAGUGUUUUAUCAUUCAUAGUUAAUAUUGUAAAUCCCACUUUCUUUAUUUUCAUGGACAUUCUGGGUGUCUCAUUCGGUAAAAAAAUGUCAAAUUCCAUUCUGUUUUUAGCAUUUAAUCAGAAACUAUUAUGAGGUUUUGUAUUAAUGUUCCUAAAAAUAGAUAUACCGGCCCCCAGACACAUUUUUUUCUCUAAAUUUGUCCCCCCGAGUCAAAAUAAUUGCCCAGGCCUGCGCUAGAGAAACUCGUCACACCAUUUGACCUGAACUUUCACUGUGAGGGAGCCACCACUGAGUGGGGUGUGACAUUUUGAAGGCAUUUCAAUAAAGAGGAUUUUUGCAAAGUGUGGCUCAGUGGGACUCAACUUAAAAGGAAUUGGUUAUUUGUUCAUUUAAGUAUGAAAUUAGCUUAGCGGGUUUAGGAAUAUGUUUUCUUUAUUUUACUCAAGCUGCCACUGCACCUCCCUUCAGGGCUUCUGGCGUCACUUUGAUAACUUAAUUACAAUACGAAAAGUGGACGUGGUUAGCUGGAAUGCGUAAAAUAUUAACAUUUUCAUUUUCCGCCAUUUUUAAAAACAUGGUUUUCUAUUAAUUCCGCUGAUUUUGGUAGAAAAACAAAAUGGUCACGAGUGCACACAGAAACAUCCAAACAUGGAAGCACAGACUGAUGAGGCAGCGGAAAACUGUCCGAAUAAACUCGUGUGUGUUUUGAAUUGUUGUAUAAAAAUUAAUAUAUUUAUCAAUAAACUUUUUUCAAGAAA